Messenger RNA from Acanthopagrus latus (yellowfin seabream), 11764 nucleotides. RefSeq names its product protein tyrosine phosphatase receptor type Q (gene ptprq). The record is from RefSeq and is a predicted model, not a curated record. Gene Ontology annotation, molecular function: protein tyrosine phosphatase activity; cadherin binding. Lineage: Eukaryota; Metazoa; Chordata; Actinopteri; Spariformes; Sparidae. The coding region runs from base 375 to 11171 and encodes 3598 amino acids. Gene Ontology annotation, biological process: protein dephosphorylation; angiogenesis. The transcript has 63 exons.
UUGACGCUGACUUUGAGUGCGCGCUAAAUUCAAAGUCCAGGCUUUGCGUAAAAACCAAAAUGCAAAUUGUUGUAACUUAGCUAGAUAUGAAGGAGAUAGAAAUGUACUUCUGAGUUACUCUCAAAGAAUUUUCAAGUCAGAAAGAGACCGUUUAAAAGUGCUUUUUGAAGCUCAGCUGUGCGUCAGUGACACAAAUAGUUUGGGACUUUCCACAACCGAUGUUUAUGCACAGCUGUCUUGGAUUUACUCAUGAGCCUACAAAUGGCCGAAAACCCAGUCAGGAUCUGUUGUUUCUUGCAGGGGAAGUGACUGUGUGUGCAGGUUGAUCAGUGACUGCUGGAAGGUGUGCUUGAUGAGAUGGAGUGACAUUUCCGAUGGGUGGGGCAAAGUAUCUGUGGUUACUUGCUCAUUUCUGUCAGGUGAUCUUGCUGACCUGUGAGCAACAUUUAAACCCCGUCGAUGUUGAACUUGUAUUUCCACGCUUUCCUGCCACUAAAGAUCCAGACACCUACACAGUCACCUGCAGGACUGCGAGUAACCGUCUGGUAUACGUGGAGCCUGUUGAUCAUUCAGCAUGCUCCCCUCGCUGUAAAAUGUCACUGCAAUUAGUUGAGGACCCUCGAGGCUAUAACAUCACAUUGAGAGCCAGCAGAAAUGAUGCCACUCUUGAGGCAAAGUCUUUUCACUUCAUUCCAGUCUCCCUGUCCUCCCUUCGUGUACACAGCACGACGACUACCGCUAUCCUCACAUGGAAAAUUCACAGACAACAGAGCCUGUCCACCUUGAAUCUACACAACACUCAUACUCACGUCAGACACAUCUUCAACAUCAACUCAUCAGAGGCAAAGUCUCAGUACGCAGUGAAAGGUCUCCAGCCUGGCACACGCUUCAAGGCAAAGGUUGUUGUGACGAUGUUCCUUGAACACCUUGAUUUGACCGUGAAGCAGACACUCAGCAAUGGCAUGGAAACAGCCCAGUGCCCCCGUGACUGGUUGGCCUGUGGGGAAAGCUGCUACACUGUGAGAAGGACAGGUCUGACCUGGGGUGAUGCCCAGCACAGCUGCAGACACCUGGCAGCUGGAAGUCACCUGGCCGAUCUGAAGACGCCGGAAGAUCUGAUCUUCAUCUCUUCUCACCUGCUGAGCCACAACAACCUGCUGCUGCUGUGGACUGGACUGAAUGACCAGCAGGAGGAGGGACGACCACGCUGGUCUGACGGCUCAGCCCACAAUCUGACGAACGCUAUGAUGUCAUCACUGCCAGCCAAUCACACUGACUGUUUUGCCCUUCAGAGGAAUGCGACAGACCGGGGAUACUUUCUCACUCCCUUCUUCUGUACCAUCCCUUUACCCUUCAUCUGCCAGUACCAAACCCCUCGAGUACCUGCCUUAUUCUCCUUCGACCUGCUUCAGGUGACAGAGCGACAGGUGGAGCUUCAUUGGAGUGACCUCUCCCCUUUGAACUCACUUGAUCUUUCAUCCUUUGAGAUAUUCCUCCAGUACCGAGAAGAGGCAGGUGGAGAGUUGAGUCAAGCUGAAGAAGAAAGAGACAGGAAGUCAGAGGGCAAAAAGGGCACACAGAGCCGGAGCAGUGCUGGAAAGAUUGUCAGGGUCCCCAUUUCCCUCUCCUCCCGAGGGGUAACUGUGGCAGGUUUGUCUCCGGGGAGCAUCUACUCCUUCACCCUUCGAGCCGUUCACCCUGCAGGCUCCACCUGGAGCUUGGGACAAACACGGACUGCGUACACUAGACCUCCGCCUCCUCAAAAUAUCACUGUUGGCCUGAUUACCGUCAGUCAGAUUAGCGUCCACUGGAUGCUGACGGCUUCAAAGUCGAAGGUUGGAUGGGCAUUUUCUGUACGCUACGUGGACAUGUCUACAAGAGAAGAGAGGAUAAUUGGAAUGACCAACAUCUCCAGGUUAUCUGAAACUAAUGGGCUGCUGUCAUACACUGCUGUGAUUGGAGGGCUGGAGUCUUACAGGAAAUACACAAUUGAAGUCUGCACAAUCACCCAGCGAGGGAUAGAGAGCUCUGGCCAGGCGCCUGUGACUGUACGGACUGCGGUGAGAGCCCCUGGUGAGCUGGCGGUGUUGAGCGCGACAGAAAACCUGACAGUCUGCUGGACCGAUCCACCUGAUGACCCACCAGAUGGUUAUUAUAUCACGUCCCACCCACUCAUUUACCCCACUCCAAGUCCACUGUGGUUGAAUCAGUCCAGUCCUGGUGCACACAGGGUAAAUGAGUCUGUGUGUGUUAAUUUGGGCACAUUUACUCCAGGCCAGACUUAUGAGGUUGGAGUGGUCUCACUGAGGGGAAAUGACAGAAGCAAGAGGACGGACAUCAUACACACCACAGAUCCAUUGCCAGUUCAAGCAGCAGUCCAUCUUUCAGUGGGCAUGAACUCUGCACAGCUGUACAUCCAGCGUCCACAGCUGGGUCUGAUCGACGGGGUCAAAGUGUGCGUAUGUCCAGGAGUUUGUGACAUAGUGUGCGAGGGUCCGUGCGGGUACACAUGUGACUCUUACUCCCUCCCUGCUGGCGUUCACGUCAUAACCCUUGACAACCUCGGUCCAGGAUCAGAGUACCAGCUCAGGGUGUACAGCACCAGCCGAGAGAAGGUGGGACCAGCUUUCAACACCCGCCCCUUUAGAACAGGUCUGGCUCCUCCUAACAGACUGAGGGAGGGUGUGGUGACGGUUUCAUCCAUUGAGCUGCUUUGGGAUCCAGCGCAAGGACAGGCUCACAGCUACGAGGUCAUCUGCCUCAACUGUGACCAUUCGCACAUGGUGCAGAAGGUUUACAGUCAGAGUGCAGUGUUUUCCAGUCUGACUCCGGGCAGACUCUACCUCUUUGCAGUACGAACAGAGAAGGAGUCGUUCAUAGACAGCUCCCCCGUCACUGUCAACAUCACUGCAGCUCCAAGCCCAGUGGAGGUGUCUCUUGUCAAUAAAACCACUUCAUCCAUAUGCAUUUGUUGGAGUGCAGUCAGGGGAGAGGCAAGCGGGCUCAUCCUGUCAAUCAAAAACAGAGCGCUCAAUCAAGAGCUGAACAUUUCUCAUCAGGAGCCCAGAUCUUACAGCUUUGAAGGCCUUGAUCCGGGCAGCCAAUAUACAAUCGAUGUGUUUAGCACCAGCAGGGAAAAAAGGAGUGAGCCUGCUACUAUGAUCCUCCAUACCAUCCCAGAGGUGCCGCAGGAAGUGGCUCUUUCAGAGAAGGUAGUGACGUCUGUCUUUGUCACCUGGAGACCACCACUGGGACAGGUUGAGGGCUACAAGAUUAUGUUUGGCCUGCUGUCAGUGGAUAGGAAAUCAUGGAUUAAGCGGCUUGUCCAGGGCGCAAGUUAUGAGAUCAGGGAUUUGAUCCCCGGGUCAGACUACGGUGUCAGCAUUCAGAGUGUACUCGGAUCAGACACCAGUCAGGCAGUCCACAGAGAGUUCAGCACACGCCCAGCAGGAUUAUGCGCGCUUCAUUUAGCCAACAAGAACUCUUCCUCUGUCUCUCUGAGCUGGGACAGCGCAUCUGGAGAGUUCGACUUCCACAGAGUCACUGUGGCCAACACCUCAGUCACAAACACACUCGUCGUACCCAAGGAGGAACGGGUUGCCGUGGUUACAGGGCUGGCGGACGGCUGCACCUACAACGUGAGCGCAGCGAGAGUGAGAGGAGUGACAGCGGGGACCGCUGCCUCCCUGACUGUAACCACAGUGCCAGCCCGUGUGCGAGGGGUGCGUGCCGUGAAUGUGUCUGCACGUGCAUUCUCGCUGCGUUGGGAGCAGCCGCUGGGGUGUGUGGAUCAUUACCAGGUGACCCUGCAACCAAACCAGGGAAAAGUCACAGUGCAACCUGCACGUGAUGGAUACGUUCAGGCUGAUGUGGAGAAUGUCAGUCCGGGGACACAAUACACUGCAAUGGUCACAGCCUCCUCUUCCUCCAACAUCAGCCCAGGGGUCAGCCGCAUGAUCAAUACUAACGAGAGUGUUCCAGAUCCACCUUUAAGCCUAGAAGGAGAGGCCGUGGGCUCUAAUGGUAUUCUGCUCUCUUGGACGAUGACACCAGAUGCCAAAAAUAUUGACGAAUAUGUCAUCAGGUACAAGGAGGUGUGUCCGUAUCCCGACCCCACCUUCACACAGGUGACCAAGUACCUGGACAUACCAGAGAUCCUGCUCACUGACUUCACCUCAGGUUCUACAUACCACAUUGAGGUAGCAGCCAUAUCUCCAGCUGGAAUAGGAGCCUUCAGCAAAUCUUUAUAUAUAAAGACUGCUGAGUCCCCCCCUGGUCUGGUGACCAACUUGACCGCGUUUGCUCAGAACCACACCUAUGUCAUGGUUACCUGGUUCCUGCCUCACCGCAUCAAUGGCCUCAUCACAAAGUUUGCUGUGAAGGCGAAACACGCCCGCACAGGGCAGACGGUCCGCACGCUGGAGGUCAACGCAGAGGAUAUCAUGACUGGAGCGCUGCCUCACUGCAAUGAUGCAGCCGAUAUCCUGUCCCGAGCGACUCUCAGUCCCUUGGAGAUAACAGCAUCGUCUCCUCCAAUCACACUCUCCGCCGUGCCCCCUGCAGCCUCCUGGAGUGUGCCCAUAUCAGUAGGAGUCGAUCAGCUACGACCUUACACCGCCUAUCUAUUCGAAGUGUCUGCCUUCACCUCUGAUGGAGAGGGACAGAUAGCCUCCACUAUGGUCCGCAUGCCAGAAUCAGCCCCAGAAGACCCGCCACAAAACUUCUACAUAUUAAAUAUGACGUCUCGGUCGAUCUCCGUGUCCUGGAGCUCUCCCAACAUUAUCACAGGAAAAUUCACCUACAUGCUCUACCUUUAUGGACCUACAGGAUAUUUGUAUGAGAACAGCACAGGAGACACGCGAUUUGCUUUUACCGGUCUGACCCCGUACACGAGGUACACGGUGGUGGUGCGAGCCAAAGCCGCUGGAGAAGUGGGUCCAGCUGCACAGGAUGACGUCAUUACACCUGCUGAAGCACCCAGUGCAGUGCAGGACUUGAAAGCGAUAGCUGAGGAUUCAGUUUCAAUCCGUGUGAGUUGGAGAAUCCCUGCUCAGCCCAACGGCAUGAUCACCCAGUACAGACUCCAGGUUCUGGUCGUUGGCGUUCUGCUUCAGGACAUCACACUCACUGCAGAAAAUACCACCGGUUUGAGCGAAGAAGAGAUUCUUCUCCCUGAAGUCCGUAACAAUCGACGUAAGAGAGCUGCUGAGCUCGAGCUCGGCCUGGUCACGUCACCGCCAUCUUUCACAGCCACUAUUUCUGAUCGCACGCUGCCCACUGGUGUGACUGCGUCCAGCUCCACACACUCCCCUGGCCAAAUCAUUAACACUGACGCUCAACCAGCUACUGACUCCACAGUAACCAAGAACCCCAGCACCAGUUACGCUUCUGCUUCACAGUCUAACAGCACAGAUAUGCUCCCCACUGACUCUGUGGUUGUCGGGUCCUACUCCUUUUCUCCUACCUCUGUGCCACCCACCACACUUCCACCCUGGCUAACAAAGCAUUCACAAGCCGGGGAUUUGACCUCAGAUUCCUCUCCCUUGGCCCUGACCCCAGGCCAGCUUCGCGCAUCCACACAUGAUGCAUCAAUUACGAGACACUUUUCAACACGUACUGCAACAGCUUCUGGUACCACAGGUGUAACAGUGAAAGAGGAGGUGAUGGACGUUCUGUCUGAGGAGUUGUCUUACCUGGUGUCGGAUCUGAGUCCCUUCACCGAUUACAUGUUCAGGGUCACUGCCUCCACAAUUGUGGGAGAGGGUCCUGCAGCAGAUAUCACUGAGAAGACCAGGGAGCAGGUUCCCAGCUCAGUGCUCGAAGUGUCCUAUCAAAACAUCAGCUCCACCUCCAUACUAGUGAGCUGGGUCCCACCACUCAACCCUAAUGGACGCAUCACACAUUAUACCGUCUACGGUCUUAAACUGCACAGUAAUCAGGCCCUGAAGUGGGUUUCUAACACCACCAGCAUACUGAUAGGAGAUCUGGACAAGUACACGGCGUAUAAACUGCGUGUCGCUGCCUCUACAGCUGUGGGAGAGAGUUCUCUGUCCGAGGAAGAUGACAUCUUUGUUUUCACCUUAGAGGACGAGCCUGACUCCCCUCCUGAGAACCUCACUGUGGAUGACACCAGCCCCUCCACCACCACGCUGACCUGGUCAGCACCAGAGAAAGCCAAUGGGAUGAUCCAGUACUACGAGGUCUUGUAUGAGAACGAAUCCUACUCUGCCAUGAUGAACACUUCCUCUAACAGAGUCACCCUGAUGAACCUGAGGCCGUUCUCCUACUACAACGUAUCUGUGAGGGCGUACACGCGUUUCGGCCACGGCAACCAGACGUCAGACACUUUACACCUGCUGUCUGGAGAGGAUGUCCCAGGCAGUCCUCCGUACGAUGUUGCUUUUGAGUCGGUCAGCUCCAGCGAGGUGAACGUGACCUGGCAGCCUCCUCUGCAGCCUAAUGGGGUCAUUACCCACUACAGCCUGGAGCUUUGGAAUUCCAGCCACUACCUCAACCUCACCUCCCCGACCAACCACAUCCACAUCACGCAUCUGAGGAAGUAUGCACACUACCGCGUCAUGGUGCAAGCGCACACACAUGUCGGCCCCGGAAACUACAGCAGCGAGCCGCUCAACAUCACCACUCUGGAGGAUGCUCCAAGCACACCUCCUCAGUUCCUCCACGCCAGGAAGCUGUCAGACUAUGAGGUAGAGUUGUCAUGGCAACCUCCAAUGGAAGCCAAUUCAGACAUACUCUACUACAUUGUCAGAGUUUGGAAUGAAACAACUGAGCAGUGGCAGAAUGUGACAGGGACGUCAGUGGUUCUAAACGUAGACUCAGAGAGCCGCUACAACGCUUCGGUGUCCAGCUGGACCAGACUAGGAGAUGGAGGAUUGCUGAUCUACAUCAGCUUUACCAGCACUGAUGCAGAACCGUUUGACCCGCCGCAGAAUGUGACUUUUGCAAAUGUGACCGCCUCCUCUGUCACCUUGCUGUGGCAAGCACCUACCGAACCCAAUGGAAUCAUUACACACUACAGUAUUUACUACUCUGAUAACAAGACCGUGACCGAACGGAGGGUUCCUAUUUCAGACUUACCUGCCCCUGCCUCUCCUGACUCAGCCUACUCCUACACUCUAACUCUGAUUGGGGGCACAAACUACAGCCUGUGGAUGACCUCCAGCACAUUGCAGGGGGACGGAGGGGUCCAGAGCGAUCCUCUAACCGUGUUUUUACCAGAGGACGUGCCAAGCGAUUCGGUCCGGAACCUGACUGCGCAGAUCUUCAGCUCCACAGCCAUCAUCGUCAGCUGGGACCCUCCCCUGGAGCCGAACGGCCGUCCCUCCUACAUUCUCACCUUACAGGAGGCGGGCGUCCCGGCUAACCUCUCCAACCAAGGGCCUCCAGCUGUCAACAAGACCAUCAAGCAUACCACAACUGACAACGUCUUCCUAUUCACCAGACUCAAGAAGUAUUUCCCUUAUGUGUUGACCGUUACUCCGGCAACUGGUGCCGGACCUGCCUACAACCAUACCAGCACGAUGUACCUGAGAACGGAUGAUGAUAUUCCUAGUUCUGUUGCGUUGCUGGUGUCCACCAGGAAUCUGUCAUCCUCCUCCAUCGCAGUGGUCUGGCAGCGCCCUCUCGAGGCCAACGGGGAGAUAACAGAGUACACCCUCACUCUGUUUGGCCCCGGAGGCUCCAACACAACGCACACCCCCAACACCUCGUUCGUCCUCACCAACCUACUUCCAUACACAGCGUAUAACCUCACUAUUACUGCUGCAACGCGCAAAGGCUCAGGGCCGUAUCUGAUGGUGCAGCUGCACACUGAUGAAGGAGGCCCCAUGUCUCCUCCUCGCAACCUGACUAUAUACAACCACACAGCAGUAUCUGUGUGGCUGAGCUGGGAGCCUCCUCUGGAGCCCAAUGGAGUGGUGAUACAGUACGGCUUCAGGAUCCGGGACCUCAUCACACACACCGUCACACACAGGAACUCCUCUGGUCCGUUGACCACAGAGUAUCUAUCAGGCUUCAGGCCUCACAGCUCCUAUGAGAUCAGUGUUUACAGUUACACCAGAGUGGGCCAUGGGAAUCAGUUCAGCAGCCCUGUGACCUUCACGACUAACGAGUCAGUGGCUGAUGCUGUGGGGAACCUGUCUUGCUCAGGAGUGAGCUGGGAUUCAGUUAAGCUGUCUUGGGAGCAUCCAGCCAACCCUAAUGGACAGAUCUUAUUUUAUGACAUUCUGUUGGAGGCAGAUUUGCAGUCCUACACACACCAGGCUCACACAUCAGAGUACAUAGUGUCUGGCCUGUCGCCCGACCAGGAGUAUGAAUUCACUGUGGCUGCAGUCAACUCUGCAGGACCUGGAGAGCGAGUAAACUGUACUGCUUCCACUCUCUCUGAAUCAGUCCCAGCUGCCCCUCGCUUCCUCACCAUUUCUCAGGUGACAACUAACAAUGUGACACUUCAGUGGGCUCCGCCGCUCUCCAUCCCCGGCCUGCUCAAAGAGUACCACAUCAUUGCACAGCUGCUCUCGACUGUUUGUGAACCAAACACACCAGCUCCAGCUCAGCCUGCCCCAGAGGACGAACUGACCUCGGUCUGCGUGGACUCUGAUGCCACACUAUCGGUGAACGCUUCGAAUAGCACCCAAGAGAUCCACAGCGUCACACUCCAAUCCCUGGCUAAAUACAGAUAUUACCGCUUCAAAGUGGCUGCUGUGACCAACGCUGGAGUCGGAGAAUAUACACGGUGGAAUUAUGCACGCACCCUGGCUGGAAGUCCUGAUGCUCCUCCCCGUAGCCUGAACGUGACCGCCACCUCCAACGGUCUUCGCAUCACAUGGGACUCUCCAGCUGUUCUCUCUGGACCUACGUCGUAUCUUGUGCAGGUGGUUGGUCCUGAUCUGAACACCUCAACCGUCCGAGCUCCAGGAGAGUUGAUGACAGUCGUCGUGACUAACUUGACCGCUUUCACUCGUUACUUUGUGACGAUCACUGCAUUCACUGGUCCACUGGAACACGCGGCCACUGAUGGGAAAGCCAUCGGGCCUAUUGAAUUUGGAACGCUAGAAGAGGAGCCCAAAGAUCCUCCCAAGAACGUGACUGUCUCCGUUAUCCCAGAGGAGGUGAACCGUGUGAGGGUGACUUUCACCCCUCCAGAGGAGCCCAAUGGAAACAUAACUGCUUACUUUGUGUACAUCUACGAAAAAGGCCAGCUGGUCAAGAACAUCAGCCUUGAUAUUACCCGAAAUGACCAGAACAUGAUGACUGCUGUCAUAGAGGGUCUCAAAGGAGGACACAACUACAGUAUACAGAUUUCAGCAAAGAACGGGGCUGGUAGGAGCCCACCGAGCCCACAUGUCCAGAUAACUACAGGGAUCAAAGCCCCGGCCAAGCCAACCCAGAGACCCCAGGCAGCGCUGGGCCAUGGAGGGGUUGCCAUGGUAACCCACAGGAGUAUCACCAUCCGCAUGCCUGCCUGUUUCUAUAGUGACGACAACGGACCAAUCACAAAAAUCCAGGUCAUCGUGGCCGAGUCAGGGGUGAAGGACAGUCAUAACCUGACCAACUGGAAAAAAGCAUUUUUUGAUCGUCCUGCCCCUUACCUGACUGACAAGGGGUUCCCCAACCCACCGUGUUUUGCGGAGGACGAGGCAUCACGCACGGCCGCACGCGUCAGAGGCAGUAGCAGCGUGUCCAGAGACAGCCGGCCCCAGGUGAGGCACAAUCACAGCACGGCAGGAACGUACGUGAUCGGAGAGAGUGAUGACUGUAUGAAGGAGAACAACACCGAUAAUUUCUGCAAUGGACCUCUGAAGCCCAACACGGUCUACGUGUUUAAGUUCAGAGCCACUAAUGUCAACGGUCAAUCCACAGACUCUGAGUACUCUGAGCAUGUCAAAACUGCAGUGGACGGCCUGUUAACGAGAGAAGAGCAGAUCAUUCUUGGAGUUCUGCUGUCUUUCUUCUUGGCUGUGUUGCUCAUCAUCAUCAUAUGUGGCUCAGUCAAGAUCCAUCAGCGUAAGAAGGAGGGCGGGACUUAUUCACCCAGAGAGGCAGAGAUCAUAGAGACCAAGUGUAAACUGGAUCAGCUGAUCGCUGUGGCAGAUCUGGAGCUGAAACAGGAAAAGCUAAACCGGUAUUCUUCGUUCUUCUUUAGACGGAAAGAGAUUUAUGUGAUCCAGCUGCUCAGCUACAGGAAAUCACUCAAGCCUGUCAACAAGAAGUCUUUCCUGCAGCACGUAGAGGAUCUGUGUGCCAGUGACAAUGCCAAGUUCCAGGAAGAGUUUGCUGAGCUUCCAAAACUGCUGCAGGACCUGGGCACCACCGACGCUGACCUGCCCUGGAACAAAUCGAAAAACCGCUUCCCCAACAUCAAGCCUUACAAUAACAACCGAGUGAAACUGCUGUCAGAACCGGGCACCGCGGGCUCCGACUACAUCAACGCCAGCUUCGUCUCAGGCUACCUUUGUCCCAAUGAGUUCAUAGCCACCCAGGGCCCUCUGCCUGGCACCGUGGCAGACUUCUGGAGGAUGAUCUGGGAAACAGGAACCCGCACCAUCGCCAUGCUCACGCAGUGUUACGAGAAAGGCAGAAUUCGGUGUCACAAGUACUGGCCUGAGGACAAUAAGCCGAUGUCAGUGUUCAGUGACAUUCUCAUCUCAAAAGUGUCCGAGGAGGUCCUGCCUGACUGGACUGUCAGGACCCUAAAAGUAGAAAAGCACGGCCACUACAUCCUGGUUCGCCACUUCAACUACACAUCGUGGCCCGAGCACGGAGUCCCGGAGUCCUGCAGCACUCUCAUUAAGUUUGUCAAAGCUGUCCGAGCCCACAGGCACGACAACACCACUAUAGCGGUCCACUGCAGUGCCGGUGUGGGCAGGACAGGUGUGUUUAUUGCUCUCGACCACCUCAUUCAGCAUGUCAGAGAUCACGACUUCGUGGAUAUUUAUGGCCUGGUGGCGGAGCUGCGCAGCGAGCGGAUGUGUAUGGUACAGAAUCUGGCGCAGUACAUCUUCCUGCACCAAAGUACGCUUGAACUUCUGAACAACAAAGGCAACAGUCAAUCCAUCUGGUUUGUCAGCUAUUCUGCUCUGGAAAAGAUGGACUCCCUGGACGCCAUGGAAGGUGAUGUCGAGCUGGAAUGGGAGGAGACCACUAUGUAAAGACCGACCGAGGGACACUUUCGUCUGGAGGAGAAGUGACACUUGAAUGUUUCAAGGUCACCGGGACGCCAACCAACGGACUGGACCGCCUCCACCACUCAAGGUCAGAGGGAGGAGAAACAGGAGGUGAACCACACAGUCUGAACUGAACGGCCUUGUCGGUCGACUAAGACUUUGUUGCUCCACUUCAGCCCCACUUCUCAGCGCAAGUCCUCCCCUUAAAUGAACCUCCUGUCCACUUGUUUUCAAAGAGAGUGAGAGAAACAAAAAAGGGAGACAGGGAGAAAGAAUCUCAGAGCCGACAGGGAGAAAAAAAAGAGUGAAAACGGUGAGCUGACUGCGAGAGCUCUAUCACAUCUGCAAGCCUUCAGGUACUUUGCACAAAUUGAUUUCACUGUGUAUUGUCGUUACUGUAUUAUGUCGAUAUCAUCUAUGUUUUUGUAAGAUAAUUUAUUCAGCCAAAAUGGUAUUGUUUUUUUUUUUUUUUUAAUGUUUUUUUCAAUCUCUUUGUAAAUCUACCUGCGUCGAAGUAUUGACAGCGUUAUCCUUUUUCUCAAGAGUGAAUUUCAAAAAUAAAAGCUACUUGUAUUUUU